This is a messenger RNA of Eremomyces bilateralis CBS 781.70, 1230 nucleotides long. RefSeq lists its product as uncharacterized. Lineage: Eukaryota; Fungi; Ascomycota; Dothideomycetes; Eremomycetales; Eremomycetaceae. The transcript is spliced from 3 exons. Bases 149 to 1042 code for a protein of 297 amino acids. The record is from RefSeq and is a predicted model, not a curated record.
GAUGCAUCGAAUACAACCGUGCACCACGCAGUUCCCAUGGGCCAUGGCGUUCGCACUCUCAAGAGUCGUUCGUGGCUCUUGUAUCCGAAUCGUCUUGGAAACCUAUUUCCAUCGGUCUAGGUGAAGGUAUGGUGACAUUCAAACCAUCAUGAAGUUCUACAUCGCGUCGACGGCGCUAUUAGGCGCGAUCGGCCUCGUAUGCGCUGAUCCGUGGUUACCUCCUUGCGCGCAAGCAUGCGUCGCGUCAACACCAGUGCGCUGCCGACCGACCGACUUUUCGUGCGCCUGUACCACGAAGAAGUACAUCAAGGCGUUGAUGUAUUGCAUCAUCUCCGACUGCAGUGCCGAGGAUCAAGAACAUGCGAUCGCGUAUCUGGAUGAUUUGUGCCAUGCGGAUUGGCAGCCGCAGACGAAAAGCUGGUUCGCCCCACACUGGGGCCUCGAACUGCGACAAUUUCGAAACACGACUUCAAACGGGACAAACACCGGCGGAGGUACAUCGGGAGGCGGAUCAGGAGGCGGAUCAAGCGGAUCAAGCGGAUCAAGCGGAUCGGGAGGCAGCAGCACCUCUACACGAAGGAACGGUCUAGGUUCCGGAGCCAAAGCAGGCAUAGGCGUAGGCAUUACGGGCGGAGUCCUGCUGAUCGGCGCGCUUGCGGGUGGCAGAUGGUGGAAGGCCAAUCGAGGCAAGCAGGCGGCAGCCGCCGCGGCCGCCGAGCCGCCGCCCGUGAUGUCGCAGCCGCCGCCCGGACCGCAGGAGAUCGACGGCACGCAGCGGCCGUGGGCAGGGUCGGAGUUGGCGGGUCAAGGGAUUGUCGCGGCAUAUACACCAUCUUCGGGGACUCACGAGCUGCCAGUCAAUCAGCAGCAGCAACAAGGGGAAAAGCCGCCUGAACCCGCUCAGGGGCCGCCGCAACCGCCUCAACCGCAACCGCCUCAACCGCAACCGGUGUAUCAGGGACACAAUCCACACGAGAUGCCGGCUGGAGUGCCGGGUUGGUAUGGGGGACCGCAACCGGGAUCCGAUCCGCCGAAACCAUGAGUUAGAUGAAAGCGUGGCUGGCGUUGUGGGGGUCUCUUUUGUGGAUAUAUCUUCGAUUGGAGUGUUAAUCUCAAGCAUAUUGGCAUACCCGGGGCGCGAGAAUGGGUUAUUCAGAUGAUUGGCAUCGCAGUUAAUAACCAUCUACCACAUUUUUCGAUUUCUAGCUCCUGUCCCAUGCGAAAUCCGGA